Phalacrocorax carbo (great cormorant) is the source of this 3236-nucleotide messenger RNA. Lineage: Eukaryota; Metazoa; Chordata; Aves; Suliformes; Phalacrocoracidae. The record is from RefSeq and is a predicted model, not a curated record.
GGCAGCGGCGGCCGAUUCGGUGCCGGCAAGCCCCGCCCGCCGGCGGGCCGAGGCCGGCCUCCCCCUUCCCUCGGCCGCCCCCUCCGCGGCAGCCCGCCAGCAGCGCCACAGCAGGCGCGGGGCCGGCUCGCUCCGCGCUGCCUCCCGCCCGCCAUCCCGCCCGCCAUCCCGCCCCGCCGCGCCGCGCCGCGCCGCUCCGCCGCGCCGCUCCCAUGCAGGCCGGCGGCGAGGCAGAAGAUGGCUGACUCGCCGGGGCACCCGCGCCCCUGCCCGCCCGCGACCCCCGCCCGCCCGCCGCCGCCGCCGCCGCCGCCGCCGCCGCCGCCGCCGCCGCGCUCCCCCCGGGCCCUUCGCGGCGCCGCCUGCCACCACUGAGAGCCGCCGCCGCCGCCGCUCCCCCCCCACCCCCUCCCCGCGCCCCUCCCGGCCCCCCCAGAGCACCAGCAGCCAUUUCAUCUCCACCACCAAGUAGGCGCAAAAAAUGGCAGAAAUGGAGAAAGAAGGGAGACCUCCCGAAAAUAAAAGGAGCAGGAAGCCGGCUCACCCGGUGAAGCGGGAGAUCAACGAGGAGAUGAAGAACUUUGCAGAAAACACUAUGAAUGAGCUCCUUGGCUGGUAUGGUUAUGAUAAGGUUGAAUUGAAAGAUGGAGAAGAUAUUGAAUUCAGGAACUACUCGGCAGAUGGGGAAAGCCGCCAGCACAUUUCUGUUCUCAAAGAAAAUUCUUUGCCAAAACCAAAAUUACCUGAGGACAGUGUUAUUUCACCGUACAAUAUAAACCCAAGCUACCCAGGGCUUGCCACAGGAAAUGGACUUUCAGACUCACCAGCAGGGUCAAAGGAUCACGGGAAUGUACCUAUUAUUGUCCCAUUAAUUCCACCACCUUUCAUAAAGCCACCAGCAGAAGAUGAUGUGUCAAAUGUACAAAUAAUGUGUGCCUGGUGCCAGAAAGUUGGAAUCAAGCGCUAUUCCCUGAGUAUGGGAAGUGAAGUGAAAUGCUUCUGCAGCGAGAAGUGCUUUGCAGCUUGCCGAAGAGCAUAUUUCAAGAGAAACAAGGCUAGAGAUGAAGAUGGACAUGCUGAAAAUUUUCCCCAGCAGCACUAUGCUAAGGAAACUCCAAGACUUGCCUUCAAGAAUAACUGCGAACUACUUGUAUGUGACUGGUGUAAGCACAUAAGACACACAAAAGAGUAUCUGGAUUUUGGGGACGGGGAAAGAAGGCUUCAGUUCUGCAGUGCAAAAUGUCUCAAUCAGUACAAAAUGGACAUUUUCUACAAAGAGACACAGGCCAAUCUUCCAGCUGGACUGUGCAGUACAUUACAUCCUCCAGUCGAAAAUAAAGCAGAAGGCACUGGGGUGCAGCUGCUGACUCCAGAUUCUUGGAAUAUACCGCUAGCAGAUGCUCGGAGAAAAGCCCCAUCCCCAGCGUCUGCAGCUGGCCAAAUUCAAGGUCCUGGACCAUCAGCGUCUACCACUGCCUCUCCGUCUGACACUGCCAACUGCUCUGUCACUAAAAUCCCCACGCCAGUUCCCAAACCUAUUCCCAUCAGUGAGAAUCCAAAUAUUCCACCAGUUUCUGUCCAGCCACCUGCUAGCAUUGUGCCUCCAAUUGGUGUCCCACCUCGCAGUCCUCCCAUGGUGAUGACAAACCGUGGGCCAGUUCCUCUGCCCAUAUUCAUGGAACAGCAAAUUAUGCAGCAAAUCCGUCCACCAUUUAUUCGUGGGCCGCCUCACCAUGCCUCAAAUCCUAACAGCCCUCUGUCAAACCCAAUGAUUCCUGGAAUUGGUCCCCCACCAGGUGGUCCUAGAAAUAUGGGUCCCACCUCUAGCCCCAUGCACAGGCCGAUGCUUUCCCCUCAUAUCCACCCCCCCACAACACCUACCAUGCCUGGGAAUCCUCCAGGCUUGUUGCCGCCUCCCCCUCCCGGAGCCCCUUUGCCCAGUCUUCCCUUUCCCCCUGUCAGCAUGAUGCCAAAUGGUCCUAUGCCUAUGCCACAGAUGAUGAACUUUGGAUUGCCAUCGCUUGCCCCGCUGGUACCGCCCCCAACUCUACUAGUGCCAUAUCCUGUCAUCGUCCCUUUGCCUGUCCCCAUCCCCAUCCCCAUCCCCAUCCCUCACAUCAACGACUCCAAACCCCCCAAUGGCUUCUCCAGCAACGGUGAAAGCUUCAUUCCGAGUACCUCCAGCGAGACGCCUGGGGCAAAGACAACCAAUAGCUCUUCAUCCCCUCGAGAGUCAAAGCAAGGAUCGUCCAAAUCCUCUGACUCGUCACCGAGCUGCUCAGGCCAGUCCCUAAAUCAAGCUCAAGUACUUCAGGAGCACAGUAAAAAUGAAGUUGUUGACUUGACUGUCAGACCUAGUAGUCCAGUGAACAGUAAAUUUGGUUUCCCUAGUGUGCUACAGGGUCCACAGGACGGUGUGAUAGACCUAACAGUAGGCCACCGGUCUAGGCUGCACAAUGUUAUCCACAGGGCUUUACAUGCCCAAGUGAAAGUUGAACGUGAACCUAACAGUGUUGUAAAUCUGGCUUUUGGUAGCUCAGACAAAAGGAACUGCAGCGACUGCAGGGACAACUGCAGCCCGGUUGACUCAAAAACGUUACCGUGCAGUGAUGGAGCUCACUGCUGUCCUGUCUCCUUGGCCUCUGGCACGCCGGGACUGGAAGCUGGUGCAGCGGUGUGCAACGUCAUUGUGAAUGGCACGAAGAGCACGGAGGGUUCCAAGAACCCAGAGCCACCCCAGGAGCCGAAAAAGCCCCAGCCCCCGGAGGAGCUGGCGGUGAGCGAGCUGGAGUCAGUUAAGGAGAACAACUGCGCAUCAAACUGCCACCUUGAGGGAGAUGCUGGCAAGAAGACCGGGGAAGAGCCCCUUGCUGGGGGAGACAAACAGGACCCGAACCUUAACAAUCCAGCAGAUGAGGACCAUGCGUAUGCUUUGCGGAUGCUGCCCAAGACAGGUUGCGUGAUCCAGCCUGUGCCAAAACCAGCAGAAAAGACUGCUAUCGCGCCGUGCAUUAUCUCAACGCCAAUACUCAGCACAGGGCCAGAGGAUCUGGAGCCACCAUUGAAAAGGAGGUGUCUCCGAAUUCGAAAUCAGAAUAAGUAAAGGAAUGUUCACGGACAGGGUACCUUGCAUGGAGAAAGGGAGCAGAGCAAACCAUGUCACUCCACCGAAUGACACCAGCUGGUCCGCUCACCACCCCACUGGCUGAAAGUCCAGCAAAGAAAGCAGCUUCCUG